GUCAAUGUCAUGUUUGUAUACAAUUUACGUCAAACGGUAUUUUUCAUUGGCAUUUGUUGUCAGUUAACUUUAUUUUGCCGCCUUAAUUUAUAAAAUAUUUACACUUAUUUAUAUUUAUUAUGCACUUACACUUUUUAUAAUUUGUGUAAACUUCGUUUUAUGGUAAAUUAGAUCCUUUCUUUUCUAGAGAGACCAUGUUUGCUGAAAAAGUCAUAGAAUUAUUGAAAGAAGCAGAAAGAAAUCCAGUUACCAUCGAUCCCUUUAAUGAUGAUAAGAUACGGCAAAUAUUGGAAGAGAUGCAGACUUUGUUCAGGAUGAAUAUGAAUGAUGCAAAUGCAACAAUGGAAAAUAAAACUCUAUGGACCACAGUGCAGGUGAGACAUUCAGCACUAGAACGGAACAAACGCUGUCUGCUUGCAUAUCUCUACAGUAGAAUGGCCAAGAUUAAGACAUUAAGAUGGGAAUUUGGUGCAAUAUUACCUGCUGAUGUGCGUGAACUCCUAUCAGAUGAUGAAUAUGAGUGGUUCACAAAAUAUUCUAUGAACUUAGCUUCAUAUAUGAGAUCAUUGGGACAGGAUAUAGGGUAUAAUGGUAUUGACCUAACGGAAAACCUUAAACCACCAAAAUCUUUAUACAUUGAAGUUCUAUGCAUGGCAGAUUAUGGGAAACUGGAACUGGAAGAUGGUGAUGUAAUCUUGUUAAAAAAGAAUAGUAGACAUUUCUUGCCAACAUCAGAAUGUCAGACACUUAUCCGACAAGGAAUAUUAAAACAACUAAGUUAAGUAUUUUAAAUUUUAAAUAAAAGAAUAUAUGGAUG
Molecule: messenger RNA, 817 nt
Organism: Spodoptera exigua (beet armyworm)
Lineage: Eukaryota; Metazoa; Arthropoda; Insecta; Lepidoptera; Noctuidae
Source: the annotation of a GenBank genome assembly